This is a messenger RNA of Entrophospora candida, 161 nucleotides long. NCBI's taxonomy places the organism in Eukaryota, Fungi, Glomeromycota, Glomeromycetes, Entrophosporales, Entrophosporaceae. The record is from the annotation of a GenBank genome assembly.
UCCCUGAUAUCUCAGACAAAGAAAAGGAUGCAAUUGAUAAUUAUGUACUAGAUGUAUUUGAGCAUAAUGUGGACAAUACUAUAAAAUCUAUUCAAGAAAAAAAAGUUGACUUAGACCCAAAGAGCACUGAAUUUAUAAAAAGAAUUCUGGACACAUGGUAA